AUGCCUUUUUUAAAUCAUCGAUUUGGCUCAAUAUAUGGAGGAGUUAUUUUAGCCAAACUUAGUGGUAGUGAAAGUGAAAUUGUAUCUCUCUACGUGAAUACUACUAAUGACAUGCCAAUAGGAUUGUCUAUUUUAUUAGGAGGUGGAAUAUCAGGUUUGAUAAUUCUCUUUUUUAUUGGUUUUGGAAUUGUUGAAAUUUACAAUCUAAUAAUGAAGAGAGCUGCUCUCGAAUACAGAAAUCAAAUGGACGGAGUUAGUUUUUUCAAUCACAACUUUCCAGAGAAGUAUCUAAAGAAUUGUCUAAAAUUGAAAAUGCAUGCUACUGAAUUGGAUGAGGAAUUGAUUAAAUUUUGCAUGAGUAAAAAGUCACAACUCAACAUUUCAACUUUGAUUGUGAGUGCAGUUUACACAUCCAUAUUUCAUGAUAAUCCUCUGUUUUCACUCAAUACUUUGAGAUAUGCUAACAGACAAUCAAAUAUCCUUCAACGAUUAAUAAUCCAAACUAAAAUACAGGAAAUUGAGUUGAAUUCAGGACAGCAGACAACUUCAGAGAUUAGAACACUAUUGGAGAGGCAACUAAAUCUUCAGGAAAAGUUGAGAUUUUUAAGAAAGUUCUUUUGGCAAUACUUUGUUUCGAAUGAAGAUGAUUUGGAAAAAAUUGACUCACUAAUUCAUGAAAUGUUCAAUGUACAGGAGUCAAUAUUAUCUAUUUUCAAUCACUUAAUGUUGAACUACCCAGAAAAUCAACAAAUAUUGAAGAGAAAGCAACAAUUUUUUGCUGAGUUUUUAUUUGAAAAUAAUGACUAUAUGGAUGCUUUUCAAAAUUCAGAAAUUGAUACAAAAUCUUCAAGUAUUGAUUUAGAUCGAUCAAAGAGUUUCAAAAGAUCAAGUUCUAAAAUAAUACCAAUCAAUGAAUCUUUUACUAAAAAACAGUCAUUCAGGUUGACUGAAAAAGUUUUCAGAGAUUCUAUUAACACUCAUUUGAAUUUGAAAAAGCAGAAUAUUUACUUGUUGAUUAUUCAAUUUAUUUCCAUACUAUUCAUAACUGGGGCUAUUAUCACAAGUUUUAUUGUUACUUCCAAUGGAAGCGACAUCAUUACAAUUAAGAAUAGUUGCCAGCUAUCGUUUAUUCCUCAUUCAUUACUAAGAGAAGUAAAACUAGCCAGCCAUUACCAUUCCCUUGAUUAUUUCAAUUACUUCAAGAGUAGAAUAUCCACUUUGGAAACUUUUCUAAAUAAGGGGAAAAUGAAUCAGUAUGGAGUAUUGAAAAAUACUGAACUAAACUAUUAUUCACAAAACAAUUUCCCUGUCAUUAUUCCAACAAUUUCAAAGAAUGGAGUGGUGAUCAAUUAUCAAAAUGUAUCCAUCUCCACAAUGAUAACUGAUUUGAAUGUUAUUGGAGAUUCUAUCAAGAAUUGGAAAUUUACAACUCUAGAAACACUCAAUAGUAAUUAUGAAUAUUUGUACUUAGAAUUGAACCACAACAGUACAAGUGAAUAUUUAACACGUUUCUGCCAAUCUAUGGUUAAUGAAAUGAUUUCAAAACCAUCAGAUCAAUUAAUUAUUGUAUUCAGCACAUUAAUUGGCUCCUUCAGUAUUGUGUUUAUACUGUACUUAAUAUUUUCAAAGCUGUUUUUCAAUACCAAAGAAAAGAUCAUUUCACUCUUCACUAAAAUACCUAAAGAUGUUGUUGGUAUGAUAUUUCACUCAUUGGAAAAGAAAUUGUCAAGACAAAAAUCGAAUGAGAAUCACAAUAUUUCUCCAUCUUUUCUCAAUUUCUCAAAGAAAUUACUAUUGAUCGUGGUAAUGACCUAUUGUGUUUCAAUUAUAUCAUUAUCUAUAUCAUUUUGGGAGUCGAUGGUUACUGAUUCAUAUUCACACAGUGUAACAUUUAAAAUAAGUCAUAUGGGAAAAUUUUUGAAUUCAAUUAGCAGUGAGCAGUUGAUGCUUACUAAUACUUACUUGGAAAGUAAUACGUAUAAAUAUAGUCUUCAAUCAGGUCUAGAAGAAUCAUGGAUUCUAUUUAGGUAUGGAUCUGAACAAUAUCCAGAAAAUGUCAAGCAAUUUGCCUUAAUGAUGAAUGAGGUUCUUGAAGAUAGUUAUACAAAUGAAACAAGUUACAGCAACUCUAUUCACAUCACAGCUAUUUCCGACAUUUACUCCAAUACCUCAAAUAAUUGUCAUAUUAAGUAUGCGUGUGACGGUUUAGAUUCAUUAAUUGAAAAUUAUGCCGUAAUUAUGGAUAGCUUAUAUUCAUCCAACAUGGGAUUGGAAAAUGAAAAUUUAUUUAUCAAAUUAAUUCAAAUCAAUAAGCUGAUUAGCGAUAAGAUUGAUUUGUUAUCAACCUAUUUAGUGAGCUCAAUGAUUGGGGUGAGAAUUCCAAUUUCUCUGGCCAUCUACAUCAUAGCCUUAUUCUUGAUAUUCAUUAAUUGCUUCUUUCACUAUUCUCAAUUAAACAAAUACACUGAGGAAUGCAAUCACUUGAGAAGAUUAUUGAACAUGCUACCAACUGACACAAUUUCACAUAUUGAAGAAAUUAAACAAUUCGUAUUGUUUUACAAUUUGGGAGAGCGUAAGGAAAAGAGUAAAACAAGCAAAUCACAAGCUAUUUUAGAUGGAGCAGUUGAUGGAGUGAUUGUCUUGAAAACCAACACGACUCUCGUUGAAAUUAUUAAUCAAUCUGCUUGUAAAAUGUUAGGAUACGCCAUGAAUGAAAUAACAGAUGUAAUGGCACUCUUUGGUGAAGGUGAACAAGCUAGUAAAUUGAAAUUGCUCCUCGAUGUCAUGUUCUCAGCCAAGCAAUCCAUUGGCGAAUAUGUUGAACUAGAAGCAUUGAGAAAGAAUGGUUCGACUGUAGCUGUUGGAGUUUCUCUGUCUGUUUACAUGUACGAAAAUAAGAAUCUAGUCACCAUCUUGUUGCGAGACAUUACAUUUGAGAAGAAGUUUAAAAUUCUACUCGAAGAGGAACGCAGGAAAUCUGAUUCUCUUUUGUUAAAUAUUUUGCCUGAACGUAUUGCUGUGAGAUUGAAAGCUGGUGAAACAUGUAUUUCAGAAAAGUUUGAUGAUGUUACUUGUCUGUAUAGUGACAUGGUUGGAUUUACCAAAAUGUCAUCAACUUUGACAGCUACUGAGCUCAUUCAAUUAUUGAAUCACAUUGUGAAUGGAUUUGAUAAUUUAACACACAUGUUCGGAUUGGAAAAGAUAAAGACAAUUGGAGAUGCCUACUUCUGUGUAGGAGGCAUGUCAAACCAAUCGUCAGAUCACCCCGAAAAGGUUAUUCUAUUCGCCACUCACAUGUUAUCAGUCAUUACAAAAUAUAAUGCGCAACAAAAUAAGAAUUUGAACAUUAGAAUUGGAAUUCACUCAGGACCAGUUAUUGCUGGAUGUAUUGGUAAUCUCAAAUUUGCAUAUGAUUUGUGGGGAGAAACAUUAACUAUAGCUAAUUCUGAUAUUUUGGCUUUCUAUUUACACGCCAUUGAGUACAAGGAUAAUGCAAGCUCUCCAGUUAGAUUUGGAAUUGCUAAGCAUUUAGUGAAGGAAUAUUUGGCAGAAAAUGCUCCAAAGAGAUUGAAAUUUAAAUACAUGAAGAAUGCAUUUGGACCAUUUCAAAUUAAAUUCAAUGAAUGUAAUGAAGAUAAUUGUCCAGUUGACCUAUUUGAAAACUUUUACAAUUUGUCUGUUAGGGCACUCAAACACGAAUUUCCAAGCUUUGUCAAAUCAAAAAUUUUCAGCAAAUUCUUGGAACAAAAGAAGAGAAAUCCAGAACAGUUGAGAUCCUACAUGAAAGGAGAAGGAGAAUCAUCAAGUGCAGAUGAAGAUGAUGAGAAGGAAUUUAUUCUGUUUUGUGAAAAGUGUGGAACUGAAAUUAUUAAUUUGGAAAAUCACAGAUUUAAUGAUUGGGAAUUUGAUAAUAGAAAGGAAUUAUUACAAGAUUUGAAUCAGUGGAGAGUUAUAUUCGAAACUUCUGGUGGUAAAACUUAUUUCGCACCAGAGGUUUCUCACAAUCACCUUUCUAAUUCAAGACGUCACGUGCAAAUCAAGUACAUUUAUGAUAUGAAUUGUACACAUCACGAAUUAUUCAAUGCCUGGAUUGACCACGACUCGUAUGGUACCAGGAUUGACCAUUUGAUUCAAUCUCAACAAAUUGAUUUCGUUAAAGUUGGAAAGUAUGCGCAUACUGUUUGUCAUGAAAUAUUCAAAAUGCCAUUCCCACACAAGAAUAGAGAGCUAGUUCAUGCCUACAGUUGUCAAUACGAUAGAAAGGAAGAAGUUUACUUGUGCAUAUCUCGUUCCAUCAACAAUCCUAAAAUGCCAAUCAACAAAUAUAGAGCUGAGAUUAAAACUGCAUUCAUGGUUAAGAGACUGACAGAUACUUCGUGUCGUUAUUACUAUUCUAUAAUAUUUGAUCCGAUGGGAAGUUGGUUGAAACCAGAAUGGUAUCAUAAGAAUUCAUAUAGAGAAACUCAACAAGAGUGUUUCCAUGUUAAACUUGUUAAAUUUGUUGAUAAGAAACAGAAAGAAGGAAGAAUUAGUAAUCCAUCUGGUCCAAUAGUUGAAUCUCUCAAUUAUUAUUUGCAACAAGAGGAGGCGAGGUUGAAAAAGAAGUCUUUGAAGAAACAAGAAACACCUCAAAAACAACCAAACAACACUAGAAUGCCAUCAACGAAGAAUCUCAACAGAAAGAAUUCUAAAGCCACUCUUCCUACUACUGAUUCACAGCUUCAGCAACAACAGCAACCAGCAACUAGUGGCUCACCACAAUUGACUACUGUUCUGCAACCACCUGAUGUUGUUGGAACAACAUUGGAUUUGAAUAAUACUGAAGAAUAUUUCGACAAGCAACCAAGUGUUAUUAGUAAUACCCCAUCAUUGAGGAAUAGUUUGAAUGCCAUGAAUUUGAUAGAUGAACAUGUUCACCAUGUCGAAAAUUCUAAUCGCACCCAACAUAUUACAAAUCAAGAAAAUGAUCAUGACAAUAGUGAAACAGACCUAAUUGAUCAAACAGGUGGUGAUUCUCAAUAA
Molecule: messenger RNA, 5022 nt
Organism: Naegleria gruberi
Lineage: Eukaryota; Heterolobosea; Eutetramitea; Acrasida; Naegleriidae
Exons: 2
Coding region: 1-5022 (1673 amino acids)
Biological process (GO): intracellular signal transduction; cyclic nucleotide biosynthetic process
Source: RefSeq, a predicted model, not a curated record